This is a messenger RNA of Daphnia pulicaria, 1377 nucleotides long. Its product is annotated as 1-acylglycerol-3-phosphate O-acyltransferase ABHD5-like. The record is from RefSeq and is a predicted model, not a curated record. Lineage: Eukaryota; Metazoa; Arthropoda; Branchiopoda; Diplostraca; Daphniidae. The transcript has 9 exons. Gene Ontology annotation, cellular component: lipid droplet. The coding region runs from base 196 to 1161 and encodes 321 amino acids.
AGUAUACAGCAAAGCGGUGUAGCCGCUUCGGUUUUCCCCCUAUACUCACCCAUAGACCAUACCAUAGACAUCUGUUGUUUACUAUUCUUUACUAUUUGGGUUAACUUGUAUAUAGAUUAGACAACUGUUUUUCACCAUUAGAAAAGAAGCUUAAAUUUUCUUUCAUUCUUCAUGUUGAUUUCUGUCACAUGAAUAAUGUCUUAUGAUCCUAAGGGAGCUGAAAAAAUUCUUAUUGACUCUAUCCAGACUCCACAUUCUACCAUAUUAGUUAAUAUUGGGAGGUGUGUAGGAGAUACAGAAGAUAACUUCAUAUUAACUUUGAUAGUGAACAAGAAUGGAAAAAAAUCACCUUUGGUAUUGGUGCAUGGUUUCACAUCAGGCAUUGGGCUGUGGUGUCUCAAUUUUGAUGCUCUCGCAAAAGACAGACCAGUUUACGCCAUGGAUCUUUUAGGUUUUGGUUCUAGUAGCCGGCCUCACUUCAGUACUGAUGCAAAUGAGGCUGAGAAAGAAAUGGUAAAAUUCAUUGAGGAAUGGAGAAAAGGAGUUCAAUUGGAUCAAAAUUUUGUUUUGCUUGGGCAUAGUAUGGGAGCAUUUGUUGCUGCAGCCUAUGCACUUUGUCAUCCAGAUAAGGUCUCUCACUUGAUUCUCGCAGAUCCUUGGGGAUUCUCCACUAGACCUUCUAACGCGCAAGGAAUUGCAUUUAAUAUGCUUCAACGAUUGUCCAAGUUGAAUCCUCUUGGAUUGAUGCGAUCUUCUGGACCGACAUUAGGACCCCAACUGGUGAAGUGUGUACGUUCUGAUCUUCGCCACUUGUACGGAGGAGUUUUCCCGAUUUCAGUUAUUGCCCAAUAUAUUUAUGAUUGCAACGCAAAACCGCCAACAGGAGAACGCUGUUUUUAUGCAAUGAUGGAUAGCUUUCGAUGGGCCAAGCACCCUAUAAGAGACCGGAUAUGUGAGCUAAAAGACAAUAUAUAUCUUACUUUUAUUUACGGCGAAUUAUCUUGGGUUGAAAAAAACCCAGGAGUAUUCAUCAAAGAAAAGAGAGUGGGAUCUAGGGUUGAUAUUCAUAUUAUUGAAGGAGCCCGUCAUCACGUGUAUGCCGAAAAACCCGAGAAAUUUCACAAACUUGUGUUAGAUGCUUGUCAGUUAGCAGAUAAUUAGUAUUUUACACAGUAUUUUCCCAGUCCUGUGCACAUGGAAGACUUUUCAAACAAGCCGUGAUCCUUAGAUUGCAAUGAGUGUGACAUUUAAAUGUAACAACACAUUUGAAAGUUGCUUUACUGUUUACUUUCAUCCACUGUCCUCUUGCUAUCCCUAUACUCCCUUAUCUGCACGUACAAGUGUGCAACGGACAGUUUGGCGUACGUAAAUACGUAA